Molecule: messenger RNA, 1533 nt
Organism: Mesorhabditis spiculigera
Lineage: Eukaryota; Metazoa; Nematoda; Chromadorea; Rhabditida; Rhabditidae
Source: the annotation of a GenBank genome assembly
AUGCCAUCAAACGCAACGAUGUCCUGCAACCUGCAUCGUGAUAAGAAGGUUAAACUUGAGGGAGGCGUUGGCUACUAUGAAAUUGUUUACGAUGUUCCGAGCGGAAUCCAAGGGCCGAUGCACCUUCGACCCGGUUUGCCCUACCGCGGAACUACUCGCUAUGCCUACUUACCGAACACCGAAGCUGGUGCCAAAGUGCUAAAGCUGUUGAAGAAAGCGUUCGAAUGUCGCCUCACGUUUACGAUUGGAAAAAGCGACUGCAUAAAGACUGUCAACCGGCUCUAUUCUGAGCUCUUCCUCUUCAUCAAUUCAUUUGAUCGCGGGAAUAUCACCGAGAACGUCAACAGACUGAAACAGAUUGAACAAGCGUGUGAACAACUAAAGGAGACGAUCCGGCAAAUCCCAGGAAUUGAUAGCGAAGAAGACGAACAGACUACGAAGAUCCGAUCACUCUACAAGCAGGAGCCCGGCGACAAAUUGAAUCAAAAAGUUCACUGUUCCUAUUGCAACAGCAUCGUGUUGCUGCAGAACUUGGCUUUUUGGGACCCUGUGUCCUUCGAAUUGCCGAUGGCUCAACAACGUAAGGAUCGUCAGGAACAAGAAGUGGACAAGGAGACAUUGGAAGGAUUUUGGGCGGUUAAGAAUAUGAUGGACUUUGAGAACGUCGGAUUUACUCAUGCAGUCGGCGGGUACAAAUACCUCACAUGUGCCGAAUGCGAAUAUGGACCGAUUGGAUUUACCCAUAAUCCGGAGUUCACGUCUUGCGAGUUCUACAUGGCCUAUGCUGAUUAUGAAGAUGUUAUGCGCCUGACGGAAGACUUGCUAUCCAAAAUGGUUUAUCAUAUCCAUGGAAACCACAAGAUCGUCUACCAUCCGAACGGUCCCAACACGGAGCCCGCGCAUGUGCUCGACUUUACCCCGCCGUUCCGCCGAGUACAUAUGUACGCUGGAUUGGAGGAGGUGCUCAAGGUGAAACUGCCUCCGGCAGACACGCUGAAUACUCCUGAAGCCGUUGCUGCGCUCGACAAGAUCGCUGUCGACAACAAGGUAGAGUGCCCUGCCCCACGCACGGCCGCACGUCUUCUGGACAAGCUCGUUGGCGAGUUCCUCGAGCCGACGUUCAUCAGUCCCACCUUCCUCAUCGGCCACCCGCAAAUUAUGUCGCCGUUGGCCAAGUGGCAUCGUUCUAUCCCUGGUCUGACCGAGCGCUUUGAACUUUUCGCCGCUGAGAAGGAGCUUGCCAACGCCUACACGGAGUUGAACGACCCGCUGCGCCAACGCGCCUGUUUCGAACAGCAAGCCAAGGAUAAGGAUGCCGGGGACGAUGAGGCGCAAAUGGUUGACGAAAACUUCUGCACGGCCCUGGAGUACGGACUGCCACCGACGGCCGGUUGGGGCAUGGGUAUCGAUCGACUUUCCAUGUUCCUCACUGAUUCGCAUAAUAUCAAGGAGGUGCUCUUCUUCCCGGCGAUGCGUCCCGAGGACAGCACCCCAGGCCCAGCUCCCGUCGGCGAGGCCAAGGAGGAGAAGAAA